Molecule: messenger RNA, 1512 nt
Organism: Cucurbitaria berberidis CBS 394.84
Lineage: Eukaryota; Fungi; Ascomycota; Dothideomycetes; Pleosporales; Cucurbitariaceae
Product: acyltransferase-domain-containing protein
Exons: 4
Coding region: 109-1410 (433 amino acids)
Cellular component (GO): endomembrane system
Molecular function (GO): acyltransferase activity
Source: RefSeq, a predicted model, not a curated record
CCCACCGCAUACCUCGACCACCCUAGCUCACAGGUCCACCUGAGCCGCGCCCUACGCUGCCUUGUUCAUUCCCUCUACACCUCUCACGACCCUCAUACGACCUGCUCCAUGAAUAGUACCAUGACGACCGAAGGCCUGAAGCAGCGGCAGCGGCAGCCGCCCGCAUCCGUGCCUGUAAUCAAGAAGCUGAGAGAAGAGAGGCUUGGGAAAGCCACAGAGCCCACGCCACACCCAGGUGGAAAGAUCAAGCAUGGAGUCGCGAAGCAAGCUCUCCGCAUGUUCUUGUUCGCCGUGUACUUUAGUACAAGCAUAUUCGCUAUCGCCAUUACGCAAUAUAUCGGCCUUCCGCUAUACUUCUACAGCAAGGACCUGUUUUACGCCUGGAUGGCGUUGUCAAAGCAGCAUUUUGGCAUUGUGUCAACCACCAUGACGUAUUGGUGGGCACCGGUCAAGAUGCGGAUCAGUGGAGAUGAGAGUGUGAGGGGACAGUUCAGGAAGACCGAGGACGGAAGACUAGAAUGCGACUUCCCAGAACGCAUGGUCCUCGUCUCGAAUCACCAGAUUUACACCGACUGGGUCUACCUCUGGUGGAUAUCCUAUACCGCCUCCAUGCAUGGCCACCUCUACAUCAUUCUUAAAGAAUCCAUACGAUACAUCCCUAUCCUCGGAACCGGCAUGAUGCUCUACGGCUUCAUCUUCUUAUCGCGCAAGUGGUCUACAGAUAAGGAGCGCUUCCAGCACAGGCUGAAAAAGCUGAGCACUAGCCACAGCGGGCCACUGUCAGGUUCCAAGGGUCUCGAUCCUAUGUGGUUGCUCAUAUUCCCUGAAGGCACAAACCUGAGUGACAACGGCCGCAUUGCGAGCAAGAAGUGGGCGGAUAAAAACAAUAUCGAGGACCUGAGACACGCUUUGCUUCCACGCAGUACAGGCUUGUCGUUUUGUCUGCAGGAGUUGAAGACUACGGUUGACUACAUGUACGAUUGCACACUAGCCUAUGAAGGUGUUCCUGUCGGACAAUAUGGCCAAGAUCUCUUCACACUCCGUGGUACAUACUUCCAAGGCCGUCCCCCGAAAUCCGUGAAUAUGCAUUGGCGCCGCUUCCGCGUCGCUGACAUCCCCACUCAUGAUGAGAAAGUCUUUAGUGAUUGGCUGCUCGCCCGCUGGCGUGAGAAAGAUGACCUCUUACAAUAUUUCGUCGAGAAUCAGCGAUUUCCAGCGGACGAAGGCGUCACACCCAACGUCAACGGGGGGAAGCCGCUAGAGGGCGCUGGCUGGAUCGAAACAGAAGUCCGGCCUGUAAAUUGGUACGAAUGGUUACAGAUAUUUGUCCCAUUUACUGCGCUAGCACUGGUCAUCAACGUCAUUCUAAAGAUGGCGAAUAUUGUCUUGAAGGUGUUAAGAGUCAAGUAGAGCAGCGUCAAGAACCCUACCUUGGCGUGUCAUGAUGAAGACAAUGACAAGAUGUUUAGACUAGACGAGACCAGACGGGAUCAGGAGGUCCUGAAAUCGGCC